Macrosteles quadrilineatus (aster leafhopper) is the source of this 957-nucleotide messenger RNA. Its product is annotated as transmembrane protein 14C-like. Lineage: Eukaryota; Metazoa; Arthropoda; Insecta; Hemiptera; Cicadellidae. Bases 210 to 551 code for a protein of 113 amino acids. Gene Ontology annotation, cellular component: mitochondrial membrane. Gene Ontology annotation, biological process: regulation of heme biosynthetic process. The transcript has 3 exons. The record is from RefSeq and is a predicted model, not a curated record.
ACUUGUACUUCUGUUCUGUUUCUAACCCUAACCAAACUAACAAAACAAUAUAGUGAACCACUGCAAUUAAGUAUUCAGCUCUAACCUUGGAAAAGUUUGAGUUGAAUGAAAGAGAAAACUUCUUGUCUAGUUUGGCUGUGCUGACAAGGCAGUUUUGAAACCCUCUUUUUUCUUUUGAGGUGAAACAAAUUGCAAGCCUUCAAGUUAUAAUGGCCAUUGAUUACAUAAGUUUUGCAUACGCCGCUUCAGUUGCUGCCGGUGGAAUCAUAGGAUAUGUCAAAGCAGGGAGUAUACCGUCACUGGGAGCUGGCUUGUUGUUUGGAAGUGUCUUAGGUUUUGGAGCUUACCAGACAUCCCAAAACCCCAACAACUACUAUACUCUAUUAGGUACCAGCACGGUGCUUGGUGGAGUGAUGGGUGCUAGGUUCUACAACUCUGGAAGGUUUAUGCCUGCAGGACUUAUCACAGUUCUUAGUGUAAUGAUGAUUUGCCGACUUGGAGUCAGGGCUCUGGGCCUUAACGCCAUGGACAAUUUCACACGAGACAAGUAAAUUACUACACUCAAGUCCAAGGUUUGUCUGGUCUCUCAGUAAAUGCAAUUCAGCAAAGAAAUAAAAGUGGGUAAUGGUAUAAGACUGAGAAUCCUCUGCCUGCUAUAAACUUGUUUUCAUAUUAAUGAAGUGAAGGAGACUUUAAACACCUAAGUUGUAUGAAAUACUGAGUGUUGCAAAUUAUCAUUGUUUAUGUAGUUUAUUGAUAAUGUUGAGUAGUCGAUAAUGUAGCAAACACUGUUAACCAGUAUUUGUACACCCUUCACAUGUUAAUUUAAAUCUGAAUUUAUAUUUUUUGUUGUAUGAGUUUAUGAAUUGAGCUUUAUUGCAAUAUAGUCUGCCAACAUUUGUAUUGUUCUAAUGUAUUCAUUUUUUUAUAAAGAUAAAUAAAACAAUUUGUACUAUC